Molecule: messenger RNA, 1124 nt
Organism: Alosa alosa (allis shad)
Lineage: Eukaryota; Metazoa; Chordata; Actinopteri; Clupeiformes; Clupeidae
Exons: 5
Coding region: 30-1124 (364 amino acids)
Source: RefSeq, a predicted model, not a curated record
UGGUUUAACGAGCACAGACACCAAGCGCAAUGACUACAAGCAAGAGCAAGUCACACAUGAAGUGUUGUGUUGUUGGCUGCACAGAACAACACAAAUCCUUGCACUUUCUCCCAGCCAAAGACGACAGAAGAACCGAGUGGCUCCACUUCAUUUUUGAUGGCCAUGUUCCAGCAACAGUCGGCAAAAAUCUUGUGGUGUGUGCGAACCACUUCAAGGCAGACUGCUUUGAAAAUUUAGGACAGUACACUGCGGGAUUAGCCAACAAACUUCGUUUGACAGAGGGAUCUGUACCUACUGUCCGUGGCAGGUCACAAGAUGAGAGACAUGCUUGCACUUCACAGUUUCCGGCAGCAAGAGAAAUUGGUUGUCAAACAGAUCACCCAGAGAUUCUGAAACAUACUGUUGGUACACAGCUCUCUCUGCGGACUCUGCAGCCUCACUUCAGAAGUGAAUGUACAAAGUAUCCAGGCUACUUGUUCAGCAAAGACUGUGGUGUUGGCACGUCCACUGUUCCCCUCACUGCCCCGCCGCCUUUUUUAACGUCAACACCUAUAAAGAGACCUCGUCUGGAGGAGGUGGGAGAACUAGAUCUUGAGGGCAGCACUUCAAUGGUGGCUUCUCAAGGGCUGGAUGCCACUUAUGAUCCGGCUGACUCUGAAAUUUCAGAUAUGCCAUCUACUCCAAUCCAUGAAGUGAGUAAAUAUAUAGUUUACGAGACCUGCAUCAUGGAGCUGUUCAAGGUGUGUCCUGUGUGCAAGCAUCCGUGCACCAUUCAAACGAGACGGCUCGGGACAUUCAUCUCCGUGGUGCAGCAGUGCCCCCACUGUGAGUACUGCCGAACUUGGGACAGCCAACCCCUACUCAACAACACGCCAGCUGGCAAUGUUCAGCUCUCUGUGGUAGUCUAUGUGAGUGGAGCCUCAUUCUUUAAAAUUCAAAGGGUCUUUAGGGCUAUGCACCUACAAGUGUUCCUUUACGACACCUUUCGUUGGCAUGCACGCACCUAUAUUGAACCUGCCAUUGUCACCAAAUGGAAGGCCUCUCAGGAUGACCUGCUGCUCCGCCUUAGUACGGAAAAUGCCAUAAUUGGUGACGACAUUAGGGCUGACUCUGCAGGUAUUUGA